This is a messenger RNA of Nycticebus coucang (slow loris), 2248 nucleotides long. It is a transcript of the gene BCO1, whose product is annotated as beta-carotene oxygenase 1. Gene Ontology annotation, biological process: carotene catabolic process; retinal metabolic process. The record is from RefSeq and is a predicted model, not a curated record. The transcript has 11 exons. NCBI's taxonomy places the organism in Eukaryota, Metazoa, Chordata, Mammalia, Primates, Lorisidae. Gene Ontology annotation, molecular function: carotenoid dioxygenase activity; beta-carotene 15,15'-dioxygenase activity. The coding region runs from base 99 to 1745 and encodes 548 amino acids.
AGAAGCAAGUGGCGUUCAGAGGGACGGAGAUGUGAAGGAGGGAAGGGGCCCUGGAGGAGCGUGUCCACUGCCGCAUCGUUCUCCCAGUGCCCUGAGCAAUGGAUAUACUAUUUGGCAAGAACAAGAAAGAACAAGUAGAGCCUGUAAGGGCCAAAGUGACAGGCACAAUUCCAGCAUGGCUGCAGGGAAUGCUGCUUCGCAAUGGGCCUGGGAUGCACACGGUUGGGGAAACCAGAUACAACCAUUGGUUUGACGGCCUGGCCCUGCUCCACAGCUUCACCAUCAGAGAUGGUGAGGUCUGUUACAGGAGCAGGUACCUGAGAAGCGACACGUACAGCACCAACAUCGAGGCAAAUAGGAUUGUGGUGUCGGAGUUUGGAACCAUGGCCUAUCCAGACCCCUGCAAAAACAUAUUUUCCAAAGCUUUCUCCUACUUGUCCCACACCAUCCCCAACUUCACUGACAACUGCCUGAUCAACAUCAUGAAGUGUGGGGAAGACUUCUAUGCAACCACAGAGACCAAUUACAUCAGGAGAAUCAACCCACAGACCCUGGAAACACUGGAGAAGGUUGAUUAUCGUAAAUAUGUGGCUAUAAAUCUGGCAACAUCACAUCCUCAUUAUGAUGAGGCUGGAAAUAUUCUCAACAUGGGCACAUCCAUUGUGGACAAGGGGAAGACCAAAUAUGUUAUAUUUAAGAUUCCUGCCAAGGUACCAGAGGACCAGAAUAAGGGGAAGAGCCCUUGGAAGCACACGGAGGUGUUCUGCUCCAUCCCCUCCCGCUCCUUCCUCUCCCCAAGCUACUACCACAGCUUCGGGGUCACGGAGAACUACAUCAUUUUUCUUGAGCAGCCCUUCAAGUUGGAUAUUCUCAAGAUGGCGACCGCAUACAUGCGGGGAGUGAGCUGGGCCUCCUGCCUGACUUUCCACAGAGAGGAGAAGACUUACAUUCACAUCAUUGACCAAAGGACCAGAAGGCCUGUGCGGACCACAUUCUACACGGACGCCAUGGUGGUCUUUCAUCACGUCAAUGCCUUCGAACAGGAUGGCUGUGUUCUGUUUGACGUCGUCGCCUACGAAGACAGCAGCCUCUACCAGCUCUUCUACCUGGCCAAUCUGAACCAGGACUUCCAGGAGAACUCCACGCUCACCUCAGUUCCCACCCUCAGGCGGUUCGCCGUGCCCCUCCACAUGGAUGAGAACGCAGAAGUGGGCUCCAAUUUAAUCAAAGUGGCAUGUACAACAGCGACCGCUGUGAAGGACAGAGAUGACCAGGUCUACUGCCAGCCAGAACUUCUUUAUGAAGGCUUAGAGCUACCUCGAAUCAAUUAUGCUCACAAUGGAAAGCAAUACCGAUACAUCUUUGCCGCUGAGGUGCAGUGGAGUCCAAUCCCAACCAAGAUCAUAAAAUACGACACUCUUACAAAGUCAUCCUUAAAAUGGGGAGAGGAGAACUGCUGGCCAGCAGAACCACUGUUUGUGCCCACGCCUGGUGCCACGGACGAGGAUGACGGAGUCAUCUUAUCAACCAUUGUCUCCACUGAUCCCCCAAAGCUACCUUUUCUGCUUAUUCUGGAUGCCAAGAAUUUUACCGAAUUGGCUCGCGCCUCUGUCGAGGUGGAAAUGCACCUGGACCUCCAUGGGUUAUUCAUCCCAGACGCAGCCCAGGGCUCAAGCAAGCAGCCGCCUUCUGAGGAACGGAGGGACAGAGCUUCCCACUGUGACAACGAGGCCCCACACACUUGACACUGUGGUGUUGAGGAAGAGCUCAGCGGGCAGGACCCCGCAGCAUGCCAGGCUGGAGAUAGCUCUUUGAGUGCAGGGGAGGGCCUCCGUGUCCAUUUGUGCUUUGACAAGGAGAGGAAGAGGAAGCUACAAAAUCCUUGUUUGGAAGUCAACUAUUUAUUGAUUAGCUCAAGUACUUCUAAGAAAACUCCUUUCCUUUAUUUUAAAAACCUUGAUCAUGACGUAGAAAUUGCCUUAAAUCACAUUUAUUAUCAUCACUUUUAGAAUGAGCAGCCACUAACAUAUUAGAGGAGAGACAGACAAAUAUUUGUUAUUGCUCCUUCCUCCAUCUCUUUCUUUCCUUCCCUCCCUCUCUUCUUUUUAAUGGACUCAGCUGUGUGUCGGAGAGUCCCAGCUUUCUCAGCCGUGCUGUAUCAGUGAGUUGUGCGGCCAGGAAGGCACGUUGUCUGUGGUCAGUCCAUUGCAAGGGAUGACAUAAUAUAAAAUAAAAACUUUGAAGUCUA